Anisakis simplex (herring worm) is the source of this 279-nucleotide messenger RNA. The record is from the annotation of a GenBank genome assembly. NCBI's taxonomy places the organism in Eukaryota, Metazoa, Nematoda, Chromadorea, Rhabditida, Anisakidae.
AUGCGUGUAUGUGACCUAUUUUGGCAAUUCUACCCACCCUUGAAUGCAGGGUUUGGAGAUUUGGCAAUUCGUCCCGUUUUGGGUUUUGAGACGUGUCCACUGGACCGUCACGAGUACAUAACGGACUUCGAGUGCACGGGUACAGACAAGAAACUGGUACACGAGUCGAUGCUCUCCUUCUACUCGGGACAUUCCGCCUUCAGUUUCUAUGCUGCCUGGUACACUGCGGUUGGUUUUUGUAUUGUUUUAUGUAAUAUAUAUAAUAUAUUUAUUAUUUAG